AUGAUUAUUACAGGUGAUGACCAUGGUGGUAUUGAGUCUUUGAAGCAUGAUCUAGCUCGUAGAUUUGCUAUGAAGGAUUUGGGCUUGCUGCGUUAUUUCUUGGGUAUUGAGGUCGCUCAGUCUAAGAAAGGGUACCUUCUUUCCCAGACUAAAUAUAUAUCUGACUUGUUUACACGGGCGGGACUUUCUGACAAUCAGACUGUUGAUACCCCUCUUGAAACCAAUGCUCGAUACUCUCCUACUAAUGGUGUUCCUUUGUCUGAUCUGAAUCUUUAUUGUACUGUGGUGGGAAGUUUGGUUUAUCUCACAGUUACUCGUCCAGAUAUUGCUCAUGCUAUUCAUAUUGUCAAUCAGUUUGUUACUGCACCUACUUCUGUUCAUUGGGAAGCUGUUCUUCGUAUUAUGAGAUAUCUUUGUGGCACUCAGUUUCAGACUCUCUUGUUUUCCUCGACAUCUUCUCUUGAGUUACCUGCCUAUAGUGAUGCUGAUUGGGAUGGUGAUCGUCAUGAUCGUAAGUCAACCACUGGAUUUUGUGUAUUUCUUGGAGAGUCUCUUAUUUCAUGGAAGAGCAAGAAACAGGAUGUUAUCUCUAGAUCUUCCACGGAGGCUGAAUAUCGUGCUAUGACUGUAACUACAUGCGAGAUUAUCUGGUUACGAUGGCUGCUUGCGAAUAUGGAAGUUUACAUUUCUUCACCUACUCCCUUGAAUUGUGAUAAUAAAAGUGCGAUACAAAUUGCGAAGAAUUCUAUUUUUCAUGAGCGGACGAAGCACAUUGAGAUUGAUUGUCAUUUUACUCGUCAUCAUCUGCAGCUUGGGACCAUUUCUCUUCCAUUUGUUUCAUCAACUUUGCAGCUUGCGAAUAUUUUUACGAAGGCUUUAUCAGCUUCUCGGUUUCGGUUCUUAUGUGACAAACUCUCAAUGCUUAUUGCUGCGGCAUUGUGA
This is a messenger RNA of Lactuca sativa (garden lettuce), 942 nucleotides long. Lineage: Eukaryota; Viridiplantae; Streptophyta; Magnoliopsida; Asterales; Asteraceae. The record is from RefSeq and is a predicted model, not a curated record.